Molecule: messenger RNA, 480 nt
Organism: Dioscorea cayenensis subsp. rotundata (Guinea yam)
Lineage: Eukaryota; Viridiplantae; Streptophyta; Magnoliopsida; Dioscoreales; Dioscoreaceae
Product: cytochrome c oxidase subunit 6b-3
Exons: 4
Coding region: 49-282 (77 amino acids)
Cellular component (GO): respiratory chain complex IV; mitochondrion
Source: RefSeq, a predicted model, not a curated record
AGAGGACCAUCUCUUUCGCUGUUCAUCUUACAUCGCUCACGAUCUCCAAUGGCCGAGAUUGAGUUAAAAACAGCACCGGCUGAUUUUCGCUUUCCUACAACUAAUCAAACAAGGCAUUGUUUUACUCGUUAUAUCGAGUUCCAUAAAUGUGUGAAUGCUAAAGGUGAUGAUUCUGGAGAAUGUGAAAAGUUUGCUAAAUACUACCGAUCUCUCUGCCCAGGCGAAUGGAUUGAAAAGUGGAAUGAACAGAGGGAGAACGGAAAUUUCCCAGGCCCUCUCUAAUCGAUAGAGGAAUCAAAAUGCUUCAAGCUAAACGUUCUCUGUUUAUAAUAAACAGUCAAUAUGUUGCUAUUCGAACUUAGUCUUUGUGUUUGCUUUUCAAAUUUCUUUUGAAUCAAGAUUUUCUGAACUUUUGGAUGUUAUGCGUUUGGGCAAAUGCUUCAAUAAGAAAACAAUGGAUCGGCGGUUUUCCUUUUGUUG